Messenger RNA from Phialemonium atrogriseum, 1404 nucleotides. Its product is annotated as putative oxidoreductase OrdL. NCBI's taxonomy places the organism in Eukaryota, Fungi, Ascomycota, Sordariomycetes, Cephalothecales, Cephalothecaceae. Gene Ontology annotation, molecular function: oxidoreductase activity. Bases 1 to 1404 code for a protein of 467 amino acids. Gene Ontology annotation, cellular component: cytoplasm. The record is from RefSeq and is a predicted model, not a curated record. The transcript is spliced from 2 exons.
AUGACCAUCAUCGAUGCCACAAAGCCCAGCGGGUUGCCGGUCCCAGACCCCUGUCUCUCCUUCUGGCAGCAAACAACCCGCUCCUUUCCGCAUCUCAACGCGAACAAGGACGCCGAGGUGCCGGCAAGCAGCGAGUAUGCAAUUAUCGGUUCAGGCAUCUCGGGAGCCCUAACUGCCUUUGAGCUGAUUCGGUCAGGGGUAGAGGGGAGCAGCAUCUCCAUCUUCGAAGCUCGAGAGGCUGCAAGUGGCGCAAGUUCCCGGAACGCGGGGCAUGUCCGACCGGACGCCUUCCGUGGCUUCCAGGUCUACCGGAAGAUUCAUGGGACCGAGCAGGCUCUCAAGAUCAUCGCCAACGAGAGGUCUGUCUUCCAUCAGAUCGACGAGUUCGUGAAGCAGCACAGUGUGCCCUGCGACUUCAACCCGGCGACGACAUUCGACGUCUGUCUCACUCGGGACUUUGCCGAUUUCAACGCUCGGAGCUUCCAGGAGUUCAAGGAUGCCGGAGGGGAUGUGUCGCACAUCAAGAUAUACGAGGGCGACGAGGCUAGGUGGAUCACGGGCAUCGACCAGGCUGUGGCGGCGUACCAAUGGCCGGCAGGAUCAAGCCAUCCGGCAAAGCUGGCUCAGUGGCUCCUUCACCAGUCCAUCUCGGCCGGAGCGAGACUCUACACCCAUUGUCCAGUGAAUGAGGUGAUAAAGUCAUCCCUCUCGUCGGAUGUGCAGGUUCUUUGGGACUUACGGACUCCGCGAGGCAGUACAGCCGCGCAGAACGUGGUCCACUGCACCAAUGCCUUCGCCGCCCACCUCCUUCCCCGGCUUGCUUCUUUCGUCACCCCAAAUCGCGCCCAGGCACACGCGAUUGUGCCACCUCCAAGCCUGUCAGGCGACAAUCUCCUACCAAGCACAUUCUCACUCCGGCACAGCCUGAAGCACUUCAACUCGGUAAUGCAGCGCAGGGCCGAUGGCAUCAUCAUCCUGGGCACGUCGCGAGAAAAUCCCAAUAUCAGCAAGGAGGCGUCUGAGAGCCGGCUGAGUACCGACGACCGCGUCGGGUUCAACGCCGAAGUAAGGCGGGAGGCAAUGCGGAGCUUCGAAUCGUGUUUCCCCGUCUGCGAGCCAGGGAGGCUGAGGCAUGGCGAGGGGCUGCUGCAUACGUGGACGGGGAUCAUCGGAAUGACAACGGACUCGGUGCCCUUCGUCGGGAAGCUGGAAAGCUUGCCGGGCCAGUAUAUCUGUGCCGGGUUCAACGGCCACGGCAUGGCGCGUAUCUUCAACUGUGCUCCUGGUCUGGUUAAGAUCAUUCGGGGUGGCGAGUGGGAAGACACUGGACUCCCUGAGUGCUUUGCGGCAUCUGAGGACCGGCUGAAGAAGCUAUCAAAAGGGGUACCUGCAUCUGUAUUCUAG